Racocetra fulgida is the source of this 524-nucleotide messenger RNA. NCBI's taxonomy places the organism in Eukaryota, Fungi, Glomeromycota, Glomeromycetes, Diversisporales, Gigasporaceae. The record is from the annotation of a GenBank genome assembly.
AUAUUUGGGAUCGUGAGAAUCUGAAAAAAUUAACAACCAUAGAAGCUCCUAAUUCAUCUGAAUGUUUUUGGUCACCUGAUGGACCUAGCGUAGAACAAUAUCCGAUGCGUACCUUAUCACCACCACCUAAAGUUUCAGAGGAUUUUGGUGCAUUGGCUGCAAAACCUUCACGUAAUCCAUCGGUUUAUUUAUUACCUGCUGUUAAAAACAAAAAGAAGCGCGAAGCGGCAAAGAAAAAAAAGGAAGAAGCAAAUCUUGCCUCUGAAAAGAAUGUGGUAUCAUCGUUGCAUCAAUCGCCAGCGCCGACUCAACAGGUCAUUGAUAAUGAUAUAAUAGAUACUGAUAAUGUUACUGAUUUAGCUAAAGAACCAAUAGCAUCAGCUCUAUCGACAAAUGGAACAUCUCAGGGCGGAAGCUCAUUGUCAGAGACAGACAAAAAGAUUCGAAAUUUAACGAAAAAGUUAAGACAAAUUGCUGAACUUAAAGAAAGGCAACAGAAGGGUGACAAAUUAGAGCUGACACAG